AAAAUAAUAUAAUUAUAAAAUUACCACAUCCUCCAUAUUGUAUAAAAGAUGUUGAAAUUGGUUAUAUUUAUAUCAAAUAUUUACUUCGUAAAAAAGAAUUUACACUAUUUAAAGAAAUUUUAAAUAACUUGGUUUUAAAUUUCCAUUCACUUUCUUCACCAAUCACUCUUGAUCACAAAUCAAAAAAUCCUUCGAUAGACAUUUCACUUCUUGACAUCAACGUAUUAGAAGAAUUCGCUUAUAUAUCUUGGAAACAAAAUAAUUUUGAUAAUUUAAGAUGGUUACAAAAAAAUAUUAUAGAUAGAAUCAACAACAUUAAUUCUCAUUCGAAUUCUUCCACAAGUUUAAUCUCAAAUCAUAAUAUAGAUGCUGCUAAAUUACAAAAUUUUAAAACUCUUUCAAGGUGGUUAAAAAAUUGUAUGAAAAUGUCAACUGGUAAAGAUAAUUUACCAUCCUCAUCUACGGAAGUUAUAUUUAAAAGUUUAAAUCAUCUUGCAAACAUUACUAGUAGAAAGUCGUCUAGGAAAUAA
Messenger RNA from Scutellospora calospora, 530 nucleotides. NCBI's taxonomy places the organism in Eukaryota, Fungi, Glomeromycota, Glomeromycetes, Diversisporales, Gigasporaceae. The record is from the annotation of a GenBank genome assembly.